This is a messenger RNA of Dictyostelium discoideum AX4, 504 nucleotides long. RefSeq lists its product as hypothetical. The transcript has 4 exons. NCBI's taxonomy places the organism in Eukaryota, Evosea, Eumycetozoa, Dictyosteliales, Dictyosteliaceae. Bases 1 to 504 code for a protein of 167 amino acids. The record is from RefSeq and is a predicted model, not a curated record.
AUGAUUCAAUUUGCUUCAAGACUUGAUAAUUUAAAUGAGUCAACAAUUGAUCAAAUCAAAACAGCUCAUCAAUUAAUAUCAAACUAUAUUGAAAUAGAUAGUUCAAAAUUAACUUCAUACUAUUAUUUUAAAACAUUAUCACCAAUUAUUGAAUCAUGUAUUACCGUUAUUGAAGAUCCUAUAGAUUGUAAAGAAUCAUCAUCGAAAUGGAAAGAAAUUACAUUAAACCUAAUUGAUAAUGAUAUGAUUGUUACAAUUAAAGAUAAAGAAACAAUCGAUUGGUUAUCAGAUAUUGAAACAGGUGGUUGUAGUAAUUUAAAAAUAAGAGAUGCUUUUAAUUCAAAAUUAAAUCAAAUGAAACUUGAUUUUAGUUCAUCAGAAUUAUUAAAAUAUGCAAGAAUCAUAUUUAAACAAAUCGUUUCAAUUUUAAAUUUAAAUAAAGAGUUGUGGGAAAUUCACAUUUUACAUACUCAUGACACUGGAAAUAAAAUAAUAAUUCAUUAA